This is a messenger RNA of Phoenix dactylifera (date palm), 2247 nucleotides long. RefSeq names its product putative DUF21 domain-containing protein At3g13070, chloroplastic. Lineage: Eukaryota; Viridiplantae; Streptophyta; Magnoliopsida; Arecales; Arecaceae. The record is from RefSeq and is a predicted model, not a curated record. Gene Ontology annotation, molecular function: flavin adenine dinucleotide binding.
UCUCUGUCGCCGACGGUAGUAAUCAAAUGGCUGUCCCCAACUGCUAGGGUUUCGGAGGAAACCCUAGAAGGAUGCCGCUCUUCUUUCUCUCGAUCCGAUCUUCCCGACCUCCGAUGAACACCCCGACCUCCAUGGAUCUCGCGCUGAAAGCCUCGUUUCUCGGUCGACCAGCAAGAUUCGGAUACGGCCACCACAAAGCUUCGCUUUUGACUGAAUUCAAUCGGAGUCGUAGAGUCCCUGGUCGGAUCUCCGCCAGAACUCUGUCGCCGCGUUUCCCUUCGCUAUCAGUUCAAGGAUGCGAUAGUUCGUACUUGCCCAGUAUUUUGAGUGCCGAGGCUUGUUCGAAGAAUGAUGCACGCGAGGUGUUUGCUAUCGAUCAGAAGGCGAGACGCAUAAUCGGUUUUGUUGUGGCUGCGAUCGCCUGCGGGCUGUUUGUGGUGAGGUGCCAAAGUGUUCUGGCUGCGGAAGGUGUUGCGGGUGCUGGGGUUGGGGUUUUGAGAUCGGGGCGAACGAUUGUUGGUGGUUUGUGGCCGAAACUGCUGCAGAUUCUUCAAGUGUUUAAAGAGCAGGGCUUGAUUUUGGCGGUGCUGUUGGGUCUCUCUGCAUUCUUUUCCAUGGCAGAGACCUCGAUCACUACACUGUGGCCGUGGAAGGUUCGUGAGUUAGCUGAAAAAGAGCCUGAGAGUGGUGUCUUCAGAAUGCUUUGCAGUGAUGUUACUCGUUUCCUGACCACCAUUCUUAUUGGCACAACUGUGGUCAAUAUUGGUGCAACUGCACUUGUGACAGAAGCAGCAACAGCAAUUUUUGGUGAAGCUGGUGUUACUGCAGCGACAGGAGUUAUGACUGUCGCUAUUUUGCUACUUACAGAAAUCACUCCAAAAAGUGUGGCUGUUCAUAAUGCCACAGAGGUUGCUAGGUUUGUUGUAAGGCCGGUUGCAUGGCUUUCCUUGGUCUUGUAUCCAGUUGGAAGAGUUGUCACUUUUCUGUCAAUGGGAAUGCUGAAGUUGCUAGGUCUGAAAGGUAGAAGUGAACCAUAUGUCACUGAAGAUGAAUUAAAAUUAAUGUUACGAGGAGCCGAGCUAAGUGGGGCAAUAGAGGAAGAAGAACAGGAUAUGAUUGAAAAUGUGCUAGAGAUAAAAGACACCCAUGUCAGGGAGGUGAUGACACCAUUGGUAGAUGUAGUUGCAAUUGACUCUAGCGCAACACUUACUGAUUUUCAAAAAUUAUGGGAGUCUCAUCAAUACUCUAGGGUACCUGUGUUUCAGGAGCGUAUUGAUAAUAUUGUGGGAAUUGCAUAUGCAAUGGACAUGAUAGAAUUUGUUGAAAAGGUUGAGAAGUUAAAAGAAAUCACUGUGAGAGAGAUUGCACACGUGCCCACAUACUUUGUACCUGAUUCUAUGUCUGUGUGGAACUUGCUGAGAGAGUUUCGCAUAAGGCAGGUUCACAUGGCUGUGGUCCUGAAUGAAUAUGGAGGAACUAUUGGUAUUGUAACAUUGGAGGAUGUUGUUGAAGAAAUUGUUGGUGAAAUUUUUGAUGAAAAUGAUUCAAAGGAGGAGAUCACGAAGAAAACUGGUUAUAUAGUGAUGCGAGAGGAUGGAACAUUUGAUGUAGAUGCAAAUACAUCAAUUGAUCAGCUUUCUGAAGAGCUGAAUGUCAAAAUACCUGAGGGUCAUCAGUAUGAGACUGUAUCGGGUUUCGUUUGUGAGUCAUUCGGAUAUAUACCAGAAGAAGGUAGGAAUACAGUUGUGGUACUUGAGAAGGCAAACAAAGAAGAGAACAGUGAAUACAGUGACACAACAUCUGAUCACCAAAAUGAGAAGGAAAAACAUCAAACAUUUGAACUUGAGAUAUUGGAAGCAAAUGCUAGAAAGGUUGGUAAAGUCCGCUUCAAACCAAUAAACAGUGAAUAUGUAGAUAUGGAGAAUGAAGGCACGAAUUGUUUGGUUCCCACCAAAGUCAUGAAACAGAAGAACCAGAAUGGUUUUGAACCAGAACUGAGCAACCAUGGAGACAGUGAGACGGAUAGAAGCAACAACCAUGGAGAAAUAACAGAACAACCGGAACAUGGAUACUCUAAUGAGGUCAUAAUUGUCCACGACUCGUUGAAAGAGUCCCGCAGCUAUGCUGUUGAUAAGAAAGCAAAUGAUCAUGAUUGUAAUACCCAACAAUAAUUUCAUUGCACCUCAAACAUUAUCAGUUCUUACAGCAGAGAGAGGAAAAGAAAUUAAAAUGAAAAAUUAAAAAGAA